AUGCCAUGGUUGCAACCCAGACCAUCAGUGGCGGCAUAUCGGCGUACACCCAUAACACUACCAUCGCUCUUCUUCUGCAUUGCCGCCUACCGCCUGGAUCGACCUCCAGAGAUUAUGUUACUCUUGAACGACAUGUGCUGGAUGAUCUUGGUCAUUCCAUUUGUGACGUUUGUUUCGGGAAAUUUUGCCUCCUCUUAUGCCAUCUGGAUGGACAAACGGCCUCGAUCACUGUUUCCUCGCUGGUUCGCUUUGGCCAGUUGUAUCUGGCCUUGCGGCUUCUACGGCGGGCUUGCGCUUCACGCCGUUUAUUGCGGCGCUUUUGCCUGGAAUGGAGGCUUCACCUUCUGGACGGGUGCGGCGGCAGUUGGGAUUGGGACAACCAUGACAGUCUACUGCUUGCUCAAAGCUAUUGACACAACGGACGAAGAGUGCGAAACCGGUCUGAGCCUUGCUGGACUGCAAGCGAAAAAGGAAAGGCAGGACAAACCCGCGCAUCCACAAAUGGUUGAUGUACAUCCCCUGGGAAUUGGUGACGAUGACGUGGACGACGAAAUGAUUGUGGAAAGCGUUCUGAUGAUUCCACAAUUCAAAGGAGCGGCUUGUUUCAAUUUCAAAAUGCACGAUGGUCAGGAACAAAUAUCACUCGUUGAAGGCUUUGACUUAAGUAUACUCGUCUGA
Molecule: messenger RNA, 678 nt
Organism: Exophiala oligosperma
Lineage: Eukaryota; Fungi; Ascomycota; Eurotiomycetes; Chaetothyriales; Herpotrichiellaceae
Exons: 2
Coding region: 1-678 (225 amino acids)
Source: RefSeq, a predicted model, not a curated record